Messenger RNA from Sabethes cyaneus, 1071 nucleotides. RefSeq lists its product as uncharacterized. The transcript has a single exon. Bases 1 to 1071 code for a protein of 356 amino acids. Gene Ontology annotation, biological process: transmembrane transport. NCBI's taxonomy places the organism in Eukaryota, Metazoa, Arthropoda, Insecta, Diptera, Culicidae. Gene Ontology annotation, cellular component: endoplasmic reticulum. The record is from RefSeq and is a predicted model, not a curated record.
AUGAAAAGAUCUUUUUCGUAUAAGCUUCUUGUUUCUGCUGCGCUCUGUCUGGGGAGUGCGGUGCCCGCUCUGGCGGCGGAUCCUGUUGCGCCCAAGGUGAUUAUUGUCGCCGGAUGGGAAAACGGCGCCGAUACGGGCGAUGCACCGGGCGAAUAUCAGGAUUGGGUCGAGCGCGAGCAUCUGAACGAGUCCGUGACGGUGCGCGGCGUGAAAGAGCCGAUUCUGCGACGCAAUGCGCAGGGGGUAUACGGGUUGGUGCUGCGUUCGGGGCCGAGCGAGUUGAUGGCGCUUGCGCUCGAUCCGGCUUUCGAUCUGAAAAAGACCUAUUGGAUCUUCACUGGCAUUUCGGGCGUCAAUCCGAAUGUGGCGUCGGUCGGCAGUGUGGCCUGGGCGCGCUGGGUGGUCGAUGGCGAUGCGCUGCGUGAACUGGAUGAUCGCGCCAUCCCCAAGGAUUGGCCCUACGGGCUUUAUGCGAUCGGUGCGGACCGCCCCAAUGCCCUGCCGAAAGACGCCAAUCAUUAUGGCUCGGUCACCGAUGUGGCGGAGCUGACCAAGGCCUAUCCGCUCAAUCAGGGUCUGGCGUGCUGGGCCUAUGAUCUAAGCAAGGACGUCAAGCUGGCAGACGAUCCCGAAAUCGCCCGCAGGCGCAAAGCGUGGCCUGCAACUCUGCCUGCGAGUAAGCCGCCCAUGAUCAUGAUGGGCGAGACGCUUGGCGCGUUACGCUACUGGCAUGGCGAGGCGCGUAAUAACUGGGCGCAGGACUGGGUGAAGCUCUGGACGAAAAAUCAGGGUGUUUUCGUCAUGACCAAUGAGGAGAGCCAGACCAACCAGAAGGAAAUGCGGCUUCUGGCGAAAUGGGGCUUUGUCGCGCCUGACCGCAUCAUGGUGUUGCGUUCGGGGUCUAAUCCGUCCAUGCCGCCGCCGGGCGUGUCGCUUACCCAGUCGAUGGGCGAUGAAGGCCCCGGCCAGAACGUCGCUUUCGACAAUAACGAGCGCGCUGGUGCGCCUGUCGUUGCGGAGCUGGUCAAACACUGGGACCAUUACCAAGACCAUGUUCCCACCGCCCCCUGA